GUAUAUUUUAUCCAUGAGUGACUCCUAAAGGGCUGACUCUAAUCUCCUCCUCUCCUCUCUCUCUGCUGCUUCCUUUCUCCUUGGAUUCGUUUGAGAGCAAAGUUGUGGAGCAGCCAGAUGUCUUGCUGUGGGAGAGCCUCACCUGAACUCCUAGAUCUUUUCUGGGCUCUUCUUUUCAACAGAAAGCGGCAACUUCAGCCAGUAAAGCUGGGAGUUUUCAAAGGAGGAGCUGAGAAAGGAGUCUGAGGACAUGCCAAGUGCCUCCGUAGGGGGAGGAGUUGGAUGCUAAGACCAUCUCUGCCUCAGGAGGACCGAGCCUGCAGAACCUGGCUCCCUUUGGCUCACGCAGGAGAAAAGGGUGAGCUCCCAGAUGAGCAGCUACCCACCACUGAAGAACUGAGAGCCAUGGUCCUCAGCAAGGGGAGGCUGUGACCAGGACACACACAAGUCUCUACCACCGGAGUUUCCUCUGCUGCAAAAUAAUAUAUGGGAAGGAGCCGGCCAUGGAGAAGCUGUACUUUGCAGGGAAUGACCUUUGGACGAUCAACAGUUCGCUAGAAAACACCAGCCUGAGCCUGGAGAACCUGACUUAUGGGAAGAACAGCACAACUGACCCCCUGAAGAGAAACGAGGACAUGGCGAAGGUAGAAGUGGCAGUGCUCUGCCUCAUCUUCUUCCUUGCCCUGACUGGCAACCUGUGUGUGCUUCUGGCCAUCCGCACGACCCGGCACAAGCACUCCCGCAUGUACUACUUCAUGAAGCACCUGAGCAUCGCCGACCUGGUGGUGGCCAUCUUCCAGGUGCUGCCCCAGCUCAUCUGGGACAUCACCUUCAGGUUUUAUGGGCCAGACUUCCUCUGCCGCCUGGUCAAGUACCUGCAAGUAGUGGGAAUGUUUGCUUCCACUUACAUGCUCUUGCUGAUGUCCCUGGACCGGUGCCUGGCCAUCUGUCAGCCCUUGAGGUCAUUGCACAGGAGGUCUGACCGGCUGUCUGUCCUCCUCACCUGGCUUCUCUGCCUGCUAGUCAGCAUCCCCCAGAUCCACAUAUUUUCCCUCCGGGAUGUGGGCAAUGGGGUGUAUGACUGCUGGGCAGAUUUCAUCCAGCCCUGGGGACUCAAAGCCUACAUUACUUGGAUAACCUUGACAGUCUAUAUCAUCCCUGUGCUGAUGCUGAGUGUCUGCUAUGGUUUGAUCAGCUUCAAAAUCUGGCAGAACGUGAAACUAAAGACAGCCCAUGAGACCAACGUGAGUUUGACCACCAACUCCAGUGGGGCGGCACUGUCCAGGGUCAGCAGCAUCAAGCUCAUCUCUAAAGCCAAGAUACGGACAGUCAAAAUGACCUUCAUCAUAGUUUUAGCUUUCAUAGUGUGCUGGACUCCAUUUUUCUUUGUGCAGAUGUGGUCAGUAUGGGACAAGAACGCUCCACAAGAAGCUUCCCCAUUUAUCAUUGCCAUGCUCCUAGCAAGUUUAAACAGCUGUUGCAAUCCCUGGAUCUACAUGCUUUACACAGGCCAUCUCUUCCAUGACCUUAUGCAACGGUUCCUCUGCUGUUCUACCCGCUACUUAAAAUCCCGGCAAGGCUGUGACCUUAGCGUCAGCAAGAAAAGCAACUCCUCCUCGUUUGUCCUGAGUCGUAAGAGCUCCAGUCAGAGGAGCUUCACUCAACCUUCUAUGGCAUAAAGACUCUUCCAGGACAAUUUGGACUUCAAUACCACUUUGCUCUGUCUUCAGCAUCUAUUUGUACAAAGGCUGAUUCAGAACGUAUGGCGGUUUUUAUGUGUGUACAUAUAUGUAUGUGUGUGCGUGCGAUUGUAUGCGUGUGUUGAAUUUGUUAUUUAUCUGAGGCAGGAAGAAGAAAAGAACUUCCGUAGUCAAAAGCCUGGUAUGGAAUAGAUACUUUAAUGGGGUUCAAUUCAGUGGACAAGAUCCUGAAGCCUUUAGUUAUUGAAAUCAAUGGGGUUCUUACAUAAUGACUAGGUAUCAACUGCAACAUCUUACUUACCUGAAUAGGUUUAUUGAAGUUGAUGAAUCAAAGUUAUGACUCCCGAGUUUAAGGGGACAUCACUGAGUUGCAACAGAGCUGAUCUACAAAAAGUGAGUUCUCUCUGGACUAUUCCUACUCAGGUGAGUAUUGCUCAUUGAUUUCAGCGUGAGCAUUGGUGUGGGUACACGAACAAGUUAUCCUGAAGUAAGUUCGAACGUGGACAUCCAGCAUAUCAGCUACUUGGCAGCAAUGAACUAUGUGCACAGUCUUAUUCUGUGGUUAAUGCAGAUGUAGUUUGCCUCACAUUCAUUGAGGGGAAAGCUGUUUUGCAGGUACUAUGAGAUAUCUUGUUAACAUGCCUUCUGUGUGUAUAAGGCCUUGCAGGAUCCUGACUUAGGUCCUUGUAUAAAAAUAAUACCCACCGACAUCAAGAGAGUAUUGGCUCAGUGAAGAUAUAGGGGUCUGAUUCUGCAGCAACUUAUGUACAUGCUUAACUUGAAGAUUCUCAGUUGGCCCCAUUCACUUCAGUGGGACUAUGCAUGUGGUUCAACUUAAGCAUGUGCAUAAGUGAUGAUGGGAUCACGUGUUUGUUCAAUAAUACGUGUACUAAUUAUGUUCAAAAGCUUUCUCUAAGAUGGUGAAAUCUGGUGUCCAUCAGACUCAAUGGCAAAACUCCCAUGGGUCUUCCUGGGUCCAGGAUUUUAUUCUUCGGUUAUUGUAUAUAUUAUUACAUCGCUAUGAACAUUUUUUCCUGUAAGGCACAAGAUUCAUGCUUUUGGCAUGAAUUUUUAAAAGUAUUUUCUUGUAAAUGAAAUUGUAUUAAUUCAGCUUCAAGAAAAGCGCAAGCGCUGUAAAAAAAAAAAAAAAAAA
Messenger RNA from Gavialis gangeticus (Gharial), 2853 nucleotides. RefSeq names its product oxytocin receptor (gene OXTR). The transcript is spliced from 3 exons. Gene Ontology annotation, cellular component: membrane. Gene Ontology annotation, molecular function: vasopressin receptor activity; peptide binding; oxytocin receptor activity. NCBI's taxonomy places the organism in Eukaryota, Metazoa, Chordata, Crocodylia, Gavialidae. The record is from RefSeq and is a predicted model, not a curated record. The coding region runs from base 504 to 1679 and encodes 391 amino acids. Gene Ontology annotation, biological process: female pregnancy; maternal process involved in parturition; G protein-coupled receptor signaling pathway.